Messenger RNA from Acaulospora colombiana, 648 nucleotides. NCBI's taxonomy places the organism in Eukaryota, Fungi, Glomeromycota, Glomeromycetes, Diversisporales, Acaulosporaceae. The record is from the annotation of a GenBank genome assembly.
AUGCCACACGAUCCACUCAUCUUCAUCCACGUGGCACUCACCAAAGAACUUAGGGGAGAUAUCAUGUCGAUAUUGAAAGAAGAAUCACCCGACUCAUCGCCAACAUGCGAAGAAGUAAAAUGUGCGAUGUUCUACUCGAUCACUUCUCAGCCAGGUUUAUCUGGGAUAGAUCUAGGAAACUUUCUAAUUAAACGAGUUGUUCGAGAACUCCAAGCCGAGUUUGGGACAAUAAAAAUCUUUUCGACGUUAAGUCCAAUACCAGGAUUUCGGCAAUGGCUAGCGAACACAAUUAACAUUAAAGAUAGAGCGGUUCUGGAUGAGGAGGAAGAAAUAAAUAUCAAGAAGUUAGAAGAUCCCGAUCGGAUGUCUGCCAAAAAUGAGAGUGGAGCCAGGAUUUUGGGUGAAUUAAUUCAUAGAAAGGAUUGGUUUGAUGAUCCAAAGUUUGUAGAAGUAUUGAAACCUAUUCUAAUGAGACUUUGUGCGAGAUAUUUAAUUACCGAGAAGCACAGAAAUGCCGCUCUCGAUCCUGUUGCCCAAUAUGUUGUGAUCAAAUACCCGAGGAGAAACAAUAUCGCAAGAACAAUUACAAAACUCAAACAUAAAUUACAAAGGGAGUUGGAAGCUUACAGUCAAAUUCUGACAUGCUGA